Molecule: messenger RNA, 2776 nt
Organism: Orcinus orca (killer whale)
Lineage: Eukaryota; Metazoa; Chordata; Mammalia; Artiodactyla; Delphinidae
Gene: HOXB9
Product: homeobox B9
Exons: 2
Coding region: 1798-2550 (250 amino acids)
Biological process (GO): embryonic skeletal system morphogenesis; anterior/posterior pattern specification; DNA-templated transcription
Cellular component (GO): nucleus
Molecular function (GO): DNA-binding transcription factor activity, RNA polymerase II-specific; RNA polymerase II cis-regulatory region sequence-specific DNA binding
Source: RefSeq, a predicted model, not a curated record
UUUCACGCGUAAUGACACGAGAUGGCUUCAUUUGGAAAGAAAAGCGGGCGGGAGUGUGUGCGUGUGCGGAGGUGAUCCACAGCUUUCUGCACGGCAGAGGGGUACAUGGCCAAAAAGAUAAAACCUCAAAUUAGAAUGGUCCCGCUUUUGUUAAAACGACAGGACUGGCACAGCCAAUCUUAUAAGGGCCCAGGGUCGGAGAAUGCUGAGAAAAUCGGCCCCAGCCUGCCCCAAACCCGACCGGAGAGGAUUGGGUCUGCCCAGGGGCCGCAUCUCCCUGAGAGCCCACACCACGAGAAGCCACGGCACCCAGGGCAGAAGCCGGAGGAAAGACUGCUGGAGAUGGGCCAGGAAGCCAGCCAGUGGCCCCGAGGGAGCCCCAGCGCAGGGCCGCAGAGGAGAUAUCAAUAAAGCGGGCUAUUUGGAAGCUCCUGCGAGAGUGUCUGCAGGAGGGAAAGUGGCAGGAGACUGACCCUGCAGGCUCCCUGUCUAUGCUGGUGUCCAAUACAGCGUGUUUGGAAAUCCUUCUGAGCAGGAGAGGCAAAAACUCCCGACUCACCUCCUUCCCCACUGGGUGGAAGGGGAGAUAACUCUGGACCCCUUCCCACACCUCUGCUCUGCUGACACCUUAGGGAAGUUCCCUUAACCCUUUCUCCUGUUCGGCUCCCCCAUCUGGGCAAUUUUAAAGGUCUGUUAUUCAGUGGAGGAAAGGAGAAAUGGCUAUGCACCCCCCUUUCCUCUGACCAGGGCCAGAGAGAGGCCCAAGAAAUUUAAAGGAGCUUUGACUAUCUGUAUUAAACUCGUUCAGAGGCUCAACUUUCCAGGGGCUGUUGUAUCCCUUUAACCUCAUGCGGGUUCUAAUUUCAGGACAGCUAAAUUUUAGGACAGGAUCUUUGGACACGCAGGCCCUUUUAUUCCCUUCUCUCCUCCCUCAACCACUGAAGGGUCAGGAGAAACUCCCAGGCCUACAAACCUCCCAAACUAGUUACAGAGUCCCCUCCAAAGCAGACAACAUCCUAUAAAAUCCCAACUUCUCCCCCAUCUCUUUUACUUCAUCUCCAGUGGCUUGCUGCUGCGCUGUUGUUUAAUAAAUAUCUGGUGUCAGGGGACAGAGAAGAGAAAAGGAGAGCCGGCGGGGUGGAGUGGAGGUGUGUUUGUGGGGGGACGGUACCACCUCCUCUUGCUUUAAUUAUGCCCUGGGCCUCUCCGGCUGCGCCCCAGGCUGGGGCUCGCUCCCUCCCUCUGUGCUGCGCUCCCCCUCUCCCUCCGGGACCCUUCUGGGGAGAGGGCUCCACAGCCAGCGUCCCUCCCGAGGCAGCCCGCUGCUUUCCCUCCGCCUCUCCUCCGCCCCCGCCGCCCCAUGGCGAGAACGGCCCCCCUUCCUGCAAAAGCGGGGGGGCGGCCGGCAGCUCGGGCUGAGGGUUACGUGGCCGCUGGAGCCCUGACGUGAUAGCACAUUGCAUCAGCAUAAAACAAUCCAUCCUCGAUAUGGAAUGCGGUGCGGACGGAUGACAGCGAGAGCGCAGCCCCCUCGCCGGAUUGAUUUAUGUCGGAGCUGACGCUUUAUCAGGCAGUCGGAAAAACUUUGACCAAUCAUUUUGCAAGGAGCGCUGAGCCAGGCUGCUCCACUGUACUUUGUUGGCUGAGAAGUUGAGCAGGGGUGGGGGUGGGAGGGUGGGGGGCUGGGGGGGUCGCGUCCGAAAGCCCUCACACCGGUCCGGGUGCCACCUCUCCCUGCUUGGGCGCUGCGCGCGAGCGCUUCCCUUCCCCCUGCGAGCGCCCGGAUAAUGUCUGAGAAUGUCCAUUUCUGGGACGCUUAGCAGCUAUUAUGUCGACUCGAUCAUAAGUCACGAGAGUGAGGACGCGCCUCCAGCCAAGUUUCCUUCCGGCCAGUACGCGAGCCCCCGGCAGCCAGGCCACGCGGAGCACCUGGAGUUCCCCUCGUGCAGCUUCCAGCCCAAAGCGCCGGUGUUCGGCGCCUCCUGGGCGCCGCUGAGCCCGCACGCGUCCGGAAGCCUGCCGUCCGUCUACCACCCCUACAUCCAGCCCCAGGGCGUCCCGCCGGCCGAGAGCAGGUACCUCCGCACCUGGCUGGAGCCGGCGCCGCGCGGCGAAGCUGCUCCUGUGCAGGGCCAGGCGGCGGUGAAGGCGGAGCCGCUGCUGGGCGCGCCUGGGGAGCUGCUCAAGCAGGGCACGCCCGAGUACAGUUUGGAAACUUCGGCGGGCAGGGAGGCCGUCCUGUCUAAUCAAAGACCCGGCUACGGGGACAAUAAAAUUUGCGAAGGAAGCGAGGACAAAGAGAGGCCGGAUCAAACCAACGUCUCCGCCAACUGGCUGCACGCUCGCUCUUCCCGGAAGAAGCGCUGUCCCUACACCAAAUACCAGACGCUGGAGCUAGAGAAGGAGUUUCUGUUCAAUAUGUACCUCACCAGAGACCGUAGGCACGAAGUGGCCAGACUCCUCAAUCUGAGUGAGAGACAAGUCAAAAUCUGGUUUCAGAACCGGCGGAUGAAAAUGAAGAAAAUGAAUAAGGAACAGGGCAAAGAGUAAAGAUUCCCCCCAGCCCUCCCCACCCCUUCCCCAUCUCAUGCUUAUUUAUAAGGGAUGGCUGUGGAGCCUGUGCUGUCUGGGAUGUAUUCAAGUGAAUGGGGAAGGGGGUCUUUUUCUUCAAAGUCCUUUUCUGCACCUAGAGCCCUCUCCUUUCCUUUGCCCUCACCUGUCCUUCUCUUCUCCCUGGGCCUCAGGAGGGAGUUUUAUUGAUUUAGAAGGUAGAUAU